Purpureocillium takamizusanense is the source of this 4367-nucleotide messenger RNA. RefSeq lists its product as uncharacterized. Lineage: Eukaryota; Fungi; Ascomycota; Sordariomycetes; Hypocreales; Ophiocordycipitaceae. The transcript has a single exon. Gene Ontology annotation, biological process: SCF-dependent proteasomal ubiquitin-dependent protein catabolic process. Gene Ontology annotation, molecular function: protein binding. The record is from RefSeq and is a predicted model, not a curated record. The coding region runs from base 1018 to 3132 and encodes 704 amino acids. Gene Ontology annotation, cellular component: SCF ubiquitin ligase complex.
AUACCCCUUCCCUUCUGGACGCAAACCAGGCAGGCAGGCAGGCACCUUGGGCACGAUCGCAAGACACGGGUGCAGCAACAACACUUGUACGACCCUGAGGGGGGGGAGAACACGUUUGCUUCCAUCACAGAGCAUAUCCCUUCUUUAACAGCUAGAUUUCCUUCUCUCUCUUUUCUCUCAUCCUCCCUCUCGACUCUCCUGCCUUGGCUGCGAGGUACCAAGUACGCCGCGCGCUCGGUUGCCCCGCCGCUCGUGUGAUCACACGGGCCCGACACGACGACACCUCCUUUCUUCGCCCUGCACGGCCAUGGCCUCGCGAGUACGACGUGUGCUCAACCGCCGCCGCUGAUAACGCCAUCUGUCAGCCAACCCCUUUGCACAUCCCAUACCUAUCCUGUCCGUGCCUGGCCCGGCCGGCCGUCUGCCGAGCAGGUGCAGGCAAGCCCCGGCCUCCAGGCGGCCUGGUGACCUUUCCGCCCCCGCGGCGUGCCCACUGGUCCGCUGACCCUGGCGUUGGGUGCAGCCCGGCAGGUGGUCCCAUCGCCCGCCUUGUUCCACCACCAUCUUCACCACCAUCCAUCCUCCUUUUGGCCCAUCAUCAUCCGUCGUCACCUGUCCUGUCGCAGCAAUCCGUCCCGCCUGCGACAGCGGCGACAUCUGCGUCGGCUGGGGCUUCUUUUCUUGGAUGCCCGCCGUGCCCCAUCGUCGUCGAAACGUCAACACAACUCGCUCAGAGCCUCUUGUCCGGCCGGCAUGAAUUGACGGCAUCGCCCUCUCCUGUUGCGGACUGCGUCUCCCCGCACUGCCCCUCCACGCAGUGACCUCGCGCCGGCGUCAUCACCCCACCAAUAUUAGAGACGGGAAUCCAACGUCGGUUGUCGCCCUGCGCCUCUCGCAUCGAGCGAGCAAACAGAAAAGAAAGAAAUAAACGUCGGGGCCGCUCACCCUGUUCAGCGCCCCAAGCGCCUUCUUCGAGCUUCGCUGCGUCGGCCGGCACGACCCAUCUUUAGCAACACCAUGGCGCAGCAAGUAGACGGACCGCCCGCGCCUGUGGACGCAUCACCCGCAGUGUCGGGCAGCAUCGCCGCCGGCGACGAUGCCACCCCGCCCCCGCCCGAAAUCAUGGAUAGGGGCAAGGGCCGCCGCCGCCUGCUUCGCGGCUUGCAGCGCAUCUCCUCUUCUCCAUCGUUGAACGGCCUCCGACGCUCCAAGUCGGUCGGCAGCCCAUACAGCACCCGCAGCACCUUGUCCUGUGUCAGUCUCGCCGCCGUGGGCCCGCCCCAGGCGCAGACGCCGUCCAGCGCUCGCUCGUCCACGCCGCAACCAUCGCCUCUGGGACGACCGCAAGCCGCCUCGAACGCGACCUCGGCCUCGACCGCCCCGACUUCCGCCGAAGAGUUUCCCUUCUACGACGACCUGCAAGACGAGCUUGCCGUGCGCAAGGUCGAACAUGGCGCCUCGCCGCACUCACCUGCGACGGCGGCUCUGCCUCCCGAGCUGCGCUCGUCGAAGCAGGACGGCCAGCUCAGGGCUCGGGCAGCGUCUAAACUCGCCCAGAAGCCCAACUUCCCGUUCUGGGAAAACAUGCCCUAUGAACUCGGCAUCCACAUUUUCUCUUAUAUGAAGCCCAAGGAGCUUGUUCGGCUGUCUCGAGUCAGCAAGCUAUUUUACAAAUUCUGCUUUGACGGCCAACUCUGGACGUCUUUCGAUGCGUCCGAAUUCUACCAGGAAAUUCCGGCAGAGUCCCUCGCCAGGAUAAUCGUCGCCGCGGGCCCUUUCAUCAAGGAUCUCAAUCUCCGCGGCUGCGUGCAGGUUGAGCACUACAAGCGUACCGAGGUCAUUGUCAAGGCGUGCAGGAACCUCAUGAACGCUACCCUAGAGGGCUGCCGCAAUUUCCAGAAACACACGCUUCACAAUCUCCUCAAGAGCAACGACAAGCUGGUGCACUUGAACCUGACCGGGCUGGCUGCUGUCUCCAACACUUCAUGCAAGAUUAUCGCCGAGUCUUGCCCUCAGCUCGAGAGCUUCAACGUGUCUUGGUGCGAGAAGGUCGAGGCCAAGGGCAUCAAGGCCAUCAUCGACUCUUGCUCCCGCUUGAGAGACCUCAGAGCCGGCGAGGUCCGUGGCUUCGACAACGUGGCCACGGCCGAGUCCAUCUUUAACACGAACAAUCUCGAGAGGCUUGUGCUCUGCGGGUGUGUCGAGCUUACCGACGAAGCCCUCAAAGUCAUGAUGCACGGAAAGGACCCCGAGAUCGACCUUCUUACGGACCGGCCCGUGGUGCCCCCCCGAAAGCUGCGACAUUUGGAUCUUAGCCGCUGCAACCGGCUGUCGAAUAUCGGCGUCAAGUCUAUCGGCUAUGUUGCCCCGGAGCUGGAAGGGUUGCAGCUUUCCGGCUGCAAGGCCCUGACGGACGGUGCGCUUGAGCCCAUUCUCGCUUCGACUCCUCGGCUCACCCACCUUGAGCUGGAGGACCUGGAGGAGCUGACGAACUCGCUUCUCUCCGAACACCUGGCCAAGGCUCCCUGCGCAGCGACCCUAGAGCACCUAUCACUUAGCUACUGCGAGAACAUUGGCGACGUCGGAUUGCUACCCGUCAUGCAAAAAUGUGUGCGGCUGCGCAACGUGGACAUGGACAACACGCGCGUCAGCGAUUUGGUUCUUGCAGAGGCAGCGUCCAUGGUAACCAAGCGCUCAGAGCGUUCGACGAGUGCGGAUGUGCGCCCGAGGAUGACGCUACAACUCGUCGUCUACGACUGUCAGAAUGUUACCUGGACGGGCAUUCGGGAGGUGCUCUUCCGCAAUGCUCAAAUCCGACCAGCUGCGGGGCAGUCUGGCGGGGUGACGUAUCCCACCGAAAUUAUUGGCCUGAAGUGCUUUUACGGCUUUCAAAUGACGGUGGAUGAACACCAAAAGAGGCUGCUGCGAGGUGAUCUUUCAUCAGCCAGCAGAUUGGAACGGAAAUGGGCCGACUACAUGCAAGCGAGCGAAGAGGCUGGAGUUGGCGGUGCGGGCUACAGGCGACGAAGACGUCGCGCCAGGGAAGCCCAGGCACUUCACCUGAACGAGGAGGACGGUGGCAUUGUUGGCCGGCGGAGGGCCCGAACGAUGGGAUCCUGCCUGGUUAUGUGAUAUGGCAUGGGAGUUGCAUCUGGGAUACGUCGACAAUGAACCAAGGCCCUUUUUGACAGGCGAAGCGGAGAUUGGACGAGCUGAUUUUUCAUCACUUUUCUCGAAUUUUCCCUCUGUGUUGGCACCUGGGAUACGAGCGGAAUGGCCCGUCAGCCAGCACCUGGGGUGCAAGAGGCGGAACCUGGGGACUGUCACAUUUUUCUUCUGGGGGCAAUCAGUCACAUCGGCGUCACGGUAGAUCAAGGGCAUCGGGAACGCCAGGAGCAUGUAUGUUGGACCGCAACUCGGAUUCGGGAAAUGAUGGAAAGGUAGCCGAGAAAGCAUCUGACUCGGCCUGGAUAGGCUCACUCUGCUGGACACGGCGACAAUUCAGUACGUAUCUCGGCGAAAUAUUACCCAAGGUACCUUGAGAUCUGGACUUUUGCGGGCCAAAGACGGUUAUUGCUUUUGGAAAGGAAGGCUUACACGAGUCGUGAGUUGCCCGUCGUCUAAGUGCAGUGACUUGAUCGCGUCGAAGGGGGCAUGGCAUGCAGGUCGCCAACUCCUUGAAACCACCACGACUCUCUCGCGGAAACACGCUCGCGACUUGGUCUGUGGACGAUAGCGGCGCCGGCGCCGUGCACCCCCACCCUCCGCAUCGUGAAAGUCUAUGGAGUCGCGAUGCAACAAUGGGCAGUUGAUGGAGCUGUGGGUGUUCCAAUAAUAGGGACCAUGCAGGACCCUACAUAUGCAAAGCCCCAGAGGAAGAUGAGGGUGGGGGAGGGGGCCACCACACUGCAAAUGCUGCACACUUCGUGCUGCACCAAAGUACUGCACUCCUUCCGUGCACGAUGUGCGAGUAAGGCGCUGCAGCAGACGCGGCGGCGGCGGCGGCGGCGUUGGUGGCCGGCACGACAAGCGUCAGGACGGCGCCACCGGCCGCCGCCCACACUGGACAACACACGCGCGACCUGAAGCACUCACCUGCGGGUCGCGAUUCAUGAACGAGAUUCGAGAGAUGACGCGCCGGCACUGGGGGGGCACACGCGAGUUGGCUUUUGGCGGGGAGAGUGGAGGCACUGUUGGCGCGACCAAGACGGCUGGUGGAUGGGGACUGCAGGUGGUCAGUGACCCCAUUCCGUGCUUUGUCCAGAGGACAAGACCGGGCUGCACAGCAUGAUGGGAUACUUGAGUACUGGAUCGAGGUACCGAGCAUAUCUUACCAAAUACUGCUAACCGUAUAUCUAUUUAUGGCC